Messenger RNA from Protomyces lactucae-debilis, 4126 nucleotides. Its product is annotated as Dopey, N-terminal-domain-containing protein. Gene Ontology annotation, cellular component: endosome; trans-Golgi network. NCBI's taxonomy places the organism in Eukaryota, Fungi, Ascomycota, Taphrinomycetes, Taphrinales, Protomycetaceae. The record is from RefSeq and is a predicted model, not a curated record. Gene Ontology annotation, biological process: Golgi to endosome transport. Bases 119 to 4126 code for a protein of 1335 amino acids. The transcript has 2 exons.
GGCGACAACACCUCAAAUUGGCCUGGACAAGACUCAAGUUGCUGUUACUCCUGCUGCUGCUCGUGAAUUCAGCUGAUAGAAGGCUCUAGACUUCAACGGACAUACUAGCUACAAUGCCAUGAGCAGAGCAGCAACACCAGAGCUGAGGGCCGCAUCUGGGUCGCAUCCAGAUGCAAAGAGGUACAAGCAGGCAGUCGACCGUGUCCUUGGCACCUUCCAGGCCAUUGAGUCCUGGCCAGACAACAUCUCCUUCUUGACAAAGCUGCUGCGUGUCUUGCAAAGCUACCCUACCAUCUCUGAGAUUCCAAGCAAGGACGCAGUUGCCAACUCACUCGCUCUUUGUCUUGUGCCUCCCCUUCCCAAUGGUGUCCACCAGAAGGCCUUGGAGAUUUAUGCACACAUUUUCGCACUUGCUGGUGCAGACUCGCUUGCAAACGACUUAUACGUUUGGCUUCCGGGUCUCUUGCCCGUGCUUAGCUUUGCCAGUGUCUCUCUCAAGUCGACCCUCAUCAUCUUAUUCUCUACAUUCAUUGUUCCAUUGCGGCAUACGCUUCGGCCAGUCACACGAGACAUCAUUCUGAGUAUCCUGCCUGGUCUAGAGGACGAACAUGACGAGGCCUUCUCGGCUGUUUUGAGGCUCAUGGAAGAACUCAGACUUGCUGUGGAGGACGACACUCUCUGGUGGACUAGCGUUUGGCUCGCCUGUAUCCUCGCCUCCUCAAAUCAACGCGGUGGAGCACUCUAUUAUCUGCUCAAUAUGAUGCCUGAAGCAAUGUCGGAUCCUGUUGUUUGCAUUGGCCCAGAUCCUGGCAUCCUCGUAAGAGCCUUCUCAGCUGGUCUGACAGACGUCGACGCUCUCAAUCAACGAGGCUUUCUGGAGUUGCUCGUUGCGCAUCUUCCGCUCUCUGCUACAUGGCUUGAUCGUAUCCCAGGCAAACAACUUCAGCUACUCAUGAGUGCCGCAUCACAGAUUGUCCUUCGAAAAGAUCUGAGCCUGAACAAGAGAUUGUGGGCUUGGCUACUAGGUCCAGCUGAUGAAGAUGGUGAUCGCGGCGCUGAUCAGUUGAAGCACAGUGGUCCUCAUCUCUUAGAGGCACUCAAGCGCGAUAUGCAGAUUACUCCUGCCAGAACAUGUCGAGUCAUGCUUUCUCUGAUUGACAAGCAAGAACUUGCGGCAUUGCUUCUACAAGACAUGCUUGAAAGUCUUUUGGAUGCUUGUUUCCGUGCCGAGCAAGAGGGCACAUUGGUUGAGCUGCGCAACAGCGCGAGAGCUCUGUUUGACGCCAUCCCUUCUAGCGUCAUCUUUCAAUAUCUUUGGCUGCUUGUUACAACGAAACAACUCGGCCUCUUAUCAUUCACGUUGCAAACUUUCGACUUCAAAGAGGAGGAUAUGCUUGCCCAGCACUUGCCCCGCUUGAUGCUCGGUCUUUUGAAAACUGGAUCAGAGCCAGAAUUGCGUCUAGCUUGCGAUGUCUCUACUAAGCUCACGACAAGUGCGCUAGGCUGCUGCACCGAAAGCACUUCUUCUAAUCCAUCGUCCAACUCUGAUGCGAAUUUUGCUAAUGAUUGGGCAAGUCAAUGCUUUUCCCAGCUCGAGGCUACUCAGGAUGCCAAGGUCAUGCAUUUACUUUAUGAGCUGCUCCUAAAUCUUUCAGAUCUCACUUCCAUCAGCUCUACAUUGCUGUUAACGUUAUGCAACAAAAUUGCGGCCUCCUCCAUGUUACAUAUUGAACACGUCGGUGGCAUCACUCACUUGCUUGUCGCCUCAAAAACGCCGGUGAAUAUCAGCCUCGCACAACAACUCGUUGCUCACCUGCUCGCAUGCAUUCUUGAUCCACUCGUGGAAUUGACAGGUGUUUCGCUGCUUGGUCUCUUGUCAACGGUCGUUCCGACUGGGGAGCUGCAACAUGUGGUUGCAUCGCAUGUAGCCUCUGACUUGGCUAGCACUGCUUCAUUGCGGUUAUUCGCUUCAUUAUGGGCUUUUCUACCAGAGGCCCUUGCGCAAAGCAUUCUACCAGAUUCUAUCCUACUGGUCAUUGAUGCCCUUGCCUUUGGAAGUCUGAGUGUUCAAGGUACAGUCAAGCGUUGGAUGCGAGGAACAACCACCACAGCUAUGCUGGAUGUCCUCCUUCAAAGACUCGAGCAGUUUGCGCCGACCAGAAGCGACACGGUGUCCAUUCUCAACAACGACAUUUUUGUGUGGCAAAUGAGUACUGACAUUCCUUCAUUCACGUAUCACCUCAAACUGUUGGCUAGUCUGGCGCAGGUCGUCCGUCUUGAUGAUGGCAUUGAGGACUUGUGCAAAAAUACUGCCAUGAGCGCACUGGCUUGUCAAGGCACAGAUGCUGAGCUACUGGUGUCAAUUGCUGCGCCUGCGCUGGUGAUCCUCGGAAAGUGUUCCGGCAGCAAGGAUGAGACUGAACGAUUUCUGGUCGAUCGAUUGAUCAUUGCCGUUCAUGAUGGUCACGAGGCGCUUCAACAAGUCCUUCUCGAGUCAAUGUCCGCGCAUCACACAGACUUGCAACAAUUGCAAACGCACUGGAUCCAAUACGGUCUGAAAGAGGCAGCGAGGAGGCCUGUUCUGCGAGACUGGGUCGAUUAUGUUCUCAAACUAAGGCCAGCGCCUAACUCAAUUGUUCUUUGCCUUUGUGACCUGGUGUAUCAGAGUCUGGCAGACAUGGAUUCCAUGCUCAUGAGUCAGUCCACAAGUGGUCUGGCAAUGCAAGGCAAUAUUUCUCUCCUUCUCAACACGCUUGGCCGACUUCGAAUCUCAGAAGAAGAUCACGCAGAGCGGAUCAGUACCGACCGCCCUGCAGGUUUCCUCACCAAUCUGCUUUCGGCGACAUCUGCAGAAGAAGGCCAAAUGAACAUCCCAUCGGCGCCAUCCAAGCAAAUCAUUCACCUAGCUGUGCAUGUGUGGGCAUGGGCCUCUUCAGAAACUACAAACGCGACGAGUCACCACUCCAUCACUGUCUUGCAACAGCAGGCUUACGACGUCCUUGAUAAUCUUUUCAAACGCAAUCCAGCAGGUGUUGUCCUUGAGCUUGUAAACUUACAUGGCGAGGGCAAGUCGGCUGCCAAAGACUUGUGUAUACAGCUCAACGCGUCAGCGUCAGAUCACUUACUCGUAAUGCUCAGCAAGAUGCUUCGUGCACAGGUGCCCGAAGGAGUCGUGCAGUUCCUGCUCCAGGUUAUCGAAACAAAGUCAGCAGAUGUGGUUGCUCAGGCUGAGUCUGAGUUGAUUGCUUUGCUCCGCCAUCUUGCUUCUGCGGGUCCGACAAGCGUGGAACACGACGUCGUGCUCCUCUGCUGUGAAAUCUCCAGCAAACUAGCAGGCGUCGGCAAAAAGACGCGCAAGGAUGUCAACGAUUCGACUAUGAAAGUGCUGACACAUGCCCUCACUAAGCCUUCCCCUGAAUUGUACGACUUACUUGCUUCACUUAUACCUCGACUGCCAUCUGUCUUUCUUGACCUCGACAAGGUGUCUGGUGCUGUGGGCGCCAUCAUGACGCAGCUUAUUCAGCCGCAGCUUAAGGUGAAGCAACCUACAGCUGCAACGUUGAGCUUGCUCGAACCCAUCUCCCAACUUGAUGGCGUCCAAAAAGUAUGGCGCCGCGACGUGCAAGACUACUUCGCAGAUUCGAGCUUUUUCACAACCUCCUGGGGACAAGGACGUCGCUGGUCAGGGGUUCUACAUCCAUGGUUCACGCUAGACAAGGACAAGGUUAAUGAGUACCUACAGAAACCCAAUCCGUCUGCGCCAGCGCACUUGUUUGCUUCUCAAGAAAGUGAGCGGAUAUUCAAAAUUGCGCAGAAUCAGAGACUUGUCUUUGUGGUCAUGACAUUGCCUGUCGAUGCAUUGCUGGCAAAAAUCAGUCUGUUGCAUGAGCGUCUCGAAGAGUUGUCCAGCAAGUUUUUGAGUGAGAGUUUGUUGCUUAUGCAGACGCUUGUACUUCGCAUAUCAAGUGAACACCUGAGAAGCACCUGGCCUCUGAUGGUCAACAUCCUGAAACGGGCGUUCGAGCAGCUGUUGAACAAUGCUGAAGAGACUUUACUCCGAAGCGCAUGCGAAGCGUUGGAUGUGCUGCUUGCUUCACGUCGUGAAGAUUUUCAAAUCCGUCUUUAG